Clonostachys rhizophaga is the source of this 918-nucleotide messenger RNA. NCBI's taxonomy places the organism in Eukaryota, Fungi, Ascomycota, Sordariomycetes, Hypocreales, Bionectriaceae. The record is from the annotation of a GenBank genome assembly.
AUGGCAGCAGCCCCAGGCCCCGCGUGGACCUUCGAGGCCCUCCCGGACAUCUUCGAGAACUACGGCGCCGCCUCCUACGACGGCCACUACACCUCCAAGUUCAACAAGGUCGCCACGCAGCCUCGCCUGGCCCUCCUGCCUCGUGAGUACCCGACCGACGACCCGUCCGCCGCCGACCAGAGGGACUGGACGCGCCUCGCCGCCUACGUGAGGUCGCUCAACGCGCAGGCCCCCGCCAAUGUGCGCUAUAAGGUGCUCUACCUCACCCGCCACGGGCUGGGCUACCACAACCAGAAGCACACCGAAGUCGGUACCCGGGAGUGGGAAGAGAAAUGGGCACUCAAGGACGGCGACGGCGUAAACACCUGGUUCGACUCCUUCCUCACCCCCGCCGGCGAGCAGCAGGCCAGGGACCUGAGCAAGCUGUGGGAGACGCUCACCACGGAGGACAACGUCCCCUUCCCGCAGUCCUUCUACACCAGCCCCAUGGCCCGGUGCCUGCAGACCACCGAGCUCGCCUUCGCCCCUCUCCGCCCUCCCUUCCGCGCCACCGUCAAGGAGGCGCUCCGGGAGCGGUACACCAUGCACACGUGCGACAAGCGCCGCCCGCGCUCCUGGGUCGAGGCCAAUUGGGGGCCCAAGGGGUAUCUCGUUGAGCGGGAGGGUUUCCCCGAGGAGGACCAGAUGCGGGCGCUGGGCAGGCCGGAGACGGAUGAGGAGCACACCGCCAGGAAGCAGAGGGCGCUCGAGGACAUUUUCGAGGCCGACGAGGGGGAGUUCAUCUCGCUCAGCAUCCACUCCAUUGCCAUCCGGGCUGUUCAGGCGGCGUGUAAGGCUGAUGUGUUCCGGGUUCGGGAGGGGUCGUCGAUUGCCAUGUUGGUGAAAGGUGAGAAGCAGGUUAAUGGUGAGAAGCUAUAG